Helicoverpa zea (corn earworm) is the source of this 4202-nucleotide messenger RNA. RefSeq lists its product as uncharacterized. Lineage: Eukaryota; Metazoa; Arthropoda; Insecta; Lepidoptera; Noctuidae. The record is from RefSeq and is a predicted model, not a curated record. Bases 587 to 3349 code for a protein of 920 amino acids. The transcript has 11 exons.
GACUGAUAUUCUCACUGUGUGCGUUGUAAAACUAAGUUUUUGUUUCCGUUUUCUCUUUUGUAUGUUAAAUAAUAUGUUGUCUUUUUAAUUUCAAUUCUUGUAGUAACUCUCCACGUAACUGUGACUGGGUGAAUUAGAAUAGCCGAGAUAUUCUUGUAUUUUUUUUUAUAUUAUUUUGUAUUUGUAUUUUAUUUUUUGACUAUUUUAAUUUUGUUUUGUAAACUCUAUGAGUUGUAUCAGUUUAGAUGAUAGUUUCUUUUCAUACAAAUCAUACACCUCAUCAUCUGAUAGGUUCCUGACCCUUGGCGAUCGGUCAUUAAAUUCCCAAAAAAAAAAAACUGAGUAGUCUGUGGCACAGAGUACUUUUUAGAUUAUGGCGGUAGUCUAGUCUGUGUAUUAUGGUCUGUCUUUAUUUAUUUCUACCGGCUAUUUCCCAAGUAAUUACUAUACUUUGUGUUUCCCAUAACGUAUCCUAUAUCCGGAAAAAUCUGUUUAGGAACGGCCUAAAAAAACACGAUCGUAGAUUAUUUUGGUACAUUAACAGCGAGACUUAAACUGUUGACUCUAAUUUGUAAGUUUGAAUACGAUGGAUGACGAAUUGAAAGAGUUGAAGUCGUUGUUGCGGUCGCUGGUGGUGUCGAGCCGGACUCAGAUGGACGUCCGCACCUUGAUGCGCGACUUCCGGAACAUGGUGGGCUCGCCCAUGCCGCUCGCCAAGUAUGGCCACACAGACCCCGUGGCUUUCCUGAAAGAGCACUUCGAUGAUUGUUUCGAGAUGACGGGGCCAUCGUCUAAUCCAGUACUCACUCUGAUUGUACCAGGCACAUUAAAAUACUUUGAUCAGUUAGUACGGAGACAGAAAGUAUCUUCUACUGCUAAAUUCCACAGUAAUCCAAUGAGGGGAAGCAUUCCUGAAUCUGCAGUGAAUAAACAAAACCCCAUUUUAAAGACAUUUGUCAAAGACACACAAGCUGUCCUCAAAGAACCUGAACCAUCAGUGGUGGAAGCUCCUGAUGUUGUUGCUGACGCCAGCCACAACAAACAGAAUGUUGUCAAUCAUCAAGUCACCAGUAUAGAUUUCAGGAACUCCCUCCAGAAACGCCUUGCACUUUACAAAAGACUACGUAAAGAAGAAGAAGAGCCUUCUUCAGAGAGAGAAGUAACAAUAUCUCCGUGUCAAGAUGAUGAUUCAGGAAACCAUACAUCAUCCAGCAGCAACGACACAAGGGCUCUACAGCUAGAGGAGCUGAAGUCGGAAAUAAUGGAGCUGAUCAGAGCAGCCCCGCGCGGCCUGUGGUGCACCGACCUGAUACGUCUCUACAGGAAUCGCUUCAACCGCGAAAUGAACUUCACACGGUUCGGAUACAUGAGCUUGAUCGAGGUGGUGUCCACGAUGGUGGCGGGCGUGGUAAUCACGCGGCCCGAGGUCGACGGCGACUGGUACCUGCAGCCGCGCGGCGCCGGGCCGCUGCCGCCCCCGCGCCGCCCUGCCCGCGCCUCGCCGCCGCCCGACCCAGACGAUGCGUUACCCGGCAUCGACUAUGACGCGGACGUGUUCCCGGCGGACUGCCUGCACUUCACGGAGAGCAUCCCGGCGCAGUCGCUGAACGACGUGCUCCCCGGCGCCAUGGUGGAGGUCACCGUGAGCGAGGUGUACUCGCCCUCGCACUUCUGGCUCAUCCGCCUCGGCAACCAGUACCACAUCGCCAUGGAUAACAUGAUGGACGCGAUGACAGAGUACUACAACGGGGAGGGCCGCGAGCGGUGGCUGGCGCGCAACGCCGUGCGCGUGGGCCAAUACUGCAGCUCGCUGUACGAGGGCGACUGGCACCGCUCGCUCAUCGUCAAGAUCCUCGACAGCGACACCGUCAAGGUGCGGCACGUGGACUACGGCACGGUGGACAAGGUGGCGGUGAACGCGCUGCGGCCGCUGCGGCGCGAGUAUGCACGGCUGCCGGCGCAGGCGGUGCGCGCGCGGCUGGCGGGGCUGCGCCCGUGCGCGGGCGGGCAGCGCUGGCCGCCCUCGGCCGCCGUCGCCUUCCUGCGCCUCGUGACGGACACGCCGCUCGUCGCCAACAUCGUCGCUGUCGACAGAGAGGCGGACAUAAUCGAGACCCUGCUAAUCGAAACGUCGACUGCGGUGGACCGCAACCUGAGCGCCGAGCUGAUCCGCGCCGGACACGCGGACGAGCGGCCCGACUCCGCGCUGCGGUCGGCGGAGUGCUACCUGAAGCCGAGCUUCGAGGCGCUGGAGACCGGCGCCACGCCCAACCUGGGGGAGAUACACGAGUACCUACGCGACGGCAUCCUGCUCGACUGCGUGGCCGCGUACCGGCAACACGUGCUCGCCUGCGUGCCGCCCUCCGACUCCUCCGCCAGCGACCACCCGCCCUAUGCCUCCCUUCCUCCGCCUUCGUCGCCAACUGAGCUCUCCUCACCCCAGGUCACGUCUCAGAGACCUCUAUGUCCGCCGGCCGCACCGCUCGCCUUGUCGCCCAAACACUCAGGGCCCUCCGAGGCAAAGGCGCAAAGGCAGACAGAGUGCCGGCCGCAGUCAAUAGUACACCCGCAGCUGGCGGGCCCGCACGCGCCGCCCGGCAUGGUGUCGCCGGCCCAGCCGGGUCCGUACAUGCCGCGCGGCGUGGUGUCGCCGGCCCAGCCGGGCCCGUACAUGCCGCGCGGCGUGGUGUCGCCGGCCCAGCGGGGCCCGUACGGGCAGCCCGGCGCAGUGGCGCCGGCCCAGCCGGGUCAGCGGGGCCCGUACGGGCCGCAAGGCGCUGUGGCGCUGGCCCAGCCGGGCCCGUACAGGCCGCCCGGCGUGGUGUCGCCGGCCCAGCCGGGCCCGUACAGGCCGCCCGGCGUGGUGUCGCCGGCCCAGCCAGGCCCGUACAGGCCGCCCGGCUUGGUGUCGUCGGCCCAGCCGGGCCCGUACGGGCCGCCCGGUGAGGUGGCGCCGGCUCAGCCGGGCCCGUACGGGCCGCCCGGCGAGGUGGCGCCGGCCCAGCCGGGCACGUACGGGCCGCCCGGCGAGAUGGCGCCGGCCCAGCCGGGCCCGUACGGGCCGCCCGGCGAGGUGGCGCCGGCCCAGCCGGGCACGUACGGGCCGCCCGGCGAGAUGGCGCCGGCCCAGCCGGGCCCGUACGGGCCGCCCGGCGAGGUGGCGCCGGCCCAGCCGGGCCCGUACGCGCCGCCCGGCGUGGUGACGCUGAGCCGGGCCGAGUGCGACAAGUACUUCAGGCUGCUGUACGUGAACCCCAUGGCCGCGCACUGGUACAUGGCGCGCGUGCUUGACUUCGCAAUGCGCCGCUGUUCCCAUUCCCACCACCCAGGAUUUAAUAAUAAUAAUUAAAGGAGCAGGGCUACAUCAGCUUCGUGAAGGACCCUCGCACGCUUGAGAUAACAGAUGUGAUGCUCAGCAUAGAAAGAUUUGGCACCGAUCACAAACCGCAUGAACUAAGCGAAUAUGAUUUGUUUAAGUAGAUUUAGGAAUUGAUGUUUUGAUUGACGUUUUGAUUUGCUACAGCUAGGAUUCCCACCUUUUUUUUUAACAUGUAUUUUUGAUUAAAUUUAAGUUUUUUGAUAAAAUUUAAGUUUCUAGGCGAGCUAGUGUGCGUCUGUGUCCCGUGGUGCUACAGUUGUAUACUUUAUGAUAAAUAGGAUACAUCUACCUCUAGUCGCAUGUGUGCGGCUACACGUAGCUUUAGCCGGCUAGACCUACGUGUAGCCACUCUUCGGCCUUUAGCCACAUAAGGAUAAGGGAAGGUUCAUGUCUGACGGAACUUCGCGUCGCGUUAAAACACAAAUAUGCGAUAAAGCAUUCGAUCAUUAAUCAACGAUUUCCCGAUGACGCUCGACGCAUUUACCGUCAGGUAUGAACCAGGGUUUAUCUGUUUAAGUAGAAAAAUACUUUAAUAUAUACUAUAUAGGUGUCUAGUUAGUAAGCCAGACGUUAUCGUCAAUUAUUUCCUCUCGUGUAUUUAUACAAUUAAGCUCACAACUUUCCACCGGCAUUUGAUUAUAUUCCAAUCUAUUAAUUGCUGAUACAAUAACAUGAUAAAUCGUUGUUAAAAAUCAGUUAUACAGAGGAAAUUUAAUAUAUUAGAAACUCUACUCAUAGUUUCACUUCUUACUUACAUAACCGUACUUUGUAAUUAUCUGGUAACCUUGAAAUGGUCAGGUAAAUAAAUAUGAUAUAAAUAAAA